Molecule: messenger RNA, 120 nt
Organism: Cetraspora pellucida
Lineage: Eukaryota; Fungi; Glomeromycota; Glomeromycetes; Diversisporales; Gigasporaceae
Source: the annotation of a GenBank genome assembly
AUGGAAGACUUUUCAUUAGAGAAAGAAGCAUCGAAGCAUAUGGGAGAUAAGUUUGAAGAAUAUUUCAAAAGAUUAGGUGUCAAGGUUCAUUACACAGGUUUUCAAGGAUCUCGUCCGUAG